This is a messenger RNA of Prosopis cineraria, 1891 nucleotides long. RefSeq lists its product as uncharacterized. The transcript has a single exon. The record is from RefSeq and is a predicted model, not a curated record. The coding region runs from base 294 to 1241 and encodes 315 amino acids. NCBI's taxonomy places the organism in Eukaryota, Viridiplantae, Streptophyta, Magnoliopsida, Fabales, Fabaceae.
CAUGCCUGAGACUGAGAGUGGCCAAGAAAAUAAAAAAGUAACAAGUACUGGUAUGGCUCAGAGCGAGGAUGCCCCACCGCAACGUGCAGCCUCAGCUGUCUAACCUACAAAUUCAGCAGCGAGCUCAUCUGCUUCCGACAUCAACCUGCUCCGCCACUGCACUCUCUGGCUUUCCCUCCUCUCCCACCAACAUGAACCCCUGUUCCUAUAGCCGUUAGAUUUAUUCCCCCUUUCACGCCCAACUAUAUCAACCGCUUCUCUGAAAUCUCCCUGUUUUCCCCAUCUGAUCCCCAAUGGGUUGCUGCGUCAGCACGGUUGAAUCCUCCAAGAGUCCCCCAGAUGGCCGGCACCAUCACAAAUCCAAUGCCACCGUUGAAGUAGAAAGCAGAUCCCCGCCUGCAGCUGAAGAGGAAACUGUCAAAGAGGUUCUAUCGGAAACGCCCAUAUCCAAAUCUCAACUUCCACUCUUCACGACAGACGCGAAAACACAAAUGCCCGCCAUUCAACCUCAAAACAAAUUCCAAUUCCACGAUCUGCAACAGGUUUUCUCCACGCCUCAAAUUGCAUUCUCCCUGCAAGACAGCAAAAUCCCGAUGCCCCACGCACCACCUCCGCCUGACAAUUUCGACUCCAAGGAGGAGGUUUCCGAGGUGUCUCAGCUUUCGGAAUUGUGCAGCGUGACCGAGAGCUUUUCCACAGCCACCACGGCCACGAUUGGAGAAAGGAGAGAAGACGAAGCGACGAGUAAACGAAGCAGCAGAGAAACAACUAGUCAGAGAUUGAUUCGCUCUCCCUCAUCAAAUCCGCCCAGGAAGCGUCCUUACAACGUCGACAGUGCCAAUGCCAGAGAACGGAGGUCCAAAUCUCCGGCGAGGAGAGCACAGCCUUCGCCGGAGAAAAGGAAUCAGGGGAAUACGAGGACGGUUCGCGAAAGGGAAUCUGGUCAGGCGACUGCGAGAAAGCCAAACGCGGGGUCCACCGGAGUCCGACGUGACGCCGGGGAGAAAUCCGGGAGGCGAUCGAGGUCACCGUCUACAAGGAUGAACCAGAGCAAGGUAAAUGCCGGUGGUCGGAGUCAGCUAAAGCCAGCGGGAGGGACCGGUCGGCAAUUGCCGCCGCCGUCCAAGGCUACAGAGGAUGAGAAUAACGGGGGUGAGAAAAUCGAGGACGGAAACGACGGCGUUCCGCGAGAGUCUCUCGAGAAUCCCCAUGUUUCCAUGGAGUGCUUCAUUUUUCUUUAGAUAUCGGAAGCACGCAUUCCGAGCAUUUCACAUGGCUUGCUUUCUUUCAAUAUUUAUUUUUAUGUUUAAUUUUAAUUUUUUGUUGGAGGUGCACGUUAAAUUUCUUUUUUUCCUUUAAUGCACGUUAAAAAGUUUGUAUUGCCGUGCUUGGUCGCUUGGGCCUUGAUGACAAUUCGCUACUGUAAAUAUCUACAGUUUUAGUUCCCCCCCCCCCCCCAACCCCCAAAAGAAAGGUAGUCAGUGUGCUGGGGAAGGAGAGCCGAGAAUUCAAAAGGAUUUUCUCUGCCCUUGAGUCGUUUUCUCCAUUUACUGUUUUUAAAAAUUAAAAGGUUGAGUGAUACUGACUGUGAUGGACUGAUGGUGGUGACCACCGUCUUGGGAUAGGGAAAAGGCAAAUGGAAAUCCGGAAAUGGUCCUCGAAAUUGAGUAUGGCUCGUUUUCUUUUAUAGGGAUAGGAGAGGACAAAGAGACUUCUUUGGUUUCGCGGCGUCGCUGAGCAUCGUCUUCUUCCUGUGGGCCUUGCAAUGUCCAGACCAGAGUUGGGUAGAAUCUUCCCCUACCAAAGAAAAUUGCUCUUCAUAAUUUCCCCCUUCCCACGGGUCAUAAUUGUAUUUUACCUGCUAAAUAUAAAGAAUUCCUUUUUAUCUUCA